CAGUCCCCGCCCCCACGCCGCUGCUCCGCUGUUUCCGCCCAGCUCCUUUGUGCCGCGCAGAACGCCGAGAUGACGCAUGCGCAGAGAGACCCAGCCGCCGCAUAUAUAAACCGGAACCCAGGCUCUUCCUCGUAGUGCCGCUGGGACCGUUGGUGUGCGAGGGCUUUGCAGCUUCUGGCGUCACUCGGAUCCUGGGCUCUGCGAGCUGAACGAGCCGAGCUCGCGGGCCAGUCAUCAUGUCGCGCUACGGGCGGUACGGAGGAGAAACCAAGGUGUAUGUUGGUAACCUGGGAACUGGUGCUGGCAAAGGAGAGUUAGAAAGGGCUUUCAGUUACUAUGGCCCCUUAAGAACUGUGUGGAUUGCAAGAAAUCCUCCGGGAUUUGCCUUUGUGGAAUUUGAAGACCCUAGAGAUGCAGAAGAUGCAGUUCGAGGCCUGGAUGGCAAGGUGAUUUGUGGUUCCCGAGUGAGGGUUGAACUAUCAACAGGCAUGCCUCGGAGAUCUCGUUUGGAUAGACCCCCUGCCCGACGUCCCUUUGAUCCAAAUGAUAGAUGCUAUGAGUGUGGUGAAAAGGGACAUUAUGCUUAUGAUUGUCAUCGCUAUAGCCGACGAAGAAGAAGCAGGUCACGGUCUAGAUCACAUUCGAGAUCCAGAGGUAGACGAUAUUCUCGCUCACGGAGCAGGAGCAGGGGAAGGAGGUCAAGAUCAGCAUCUCCUCGACGAUCAAGAUCUGUAUCUCUUCGUAGAUCACGAUCCGCUUCACUCAGACGAUCUAGAUCUGGUUCUAUAAAAGGAUCGAGGUAUUUCCAAUCACGGUCAAGGUCAAGAUCAAGAUCCAGGUCUAUUUCACGACCAAGAAGCAGCCGAUCAAAGUCCAGAUCUCCAUCUCCAAAAAGAAGUCGUUCCCCAUCGGGAAGUCCAAGAAGAAGUGCAAGUCCUGAAAGAGUGGACUGAAGUUCUCAAGUUCACCUUUUAGGGAAAAGUUAUUUUGUUUACAUUAUUAUAAGGGAUUUGUGAUGUUUGUAAAAAGUAACCUAGGAAGGUUAUUUCGACCAUCUAAUCAAAAUGGAUCUGGAUUAUUACUCUGUAAAUUCACAGCAGUAAGAUAAUAUAAAUUUUUGUUGAAUGUAUUAACAUCUUAUGGUUUGCAAAUGUGAGUUUUUAUUUGGCACAUUUAAAUAAAAUGUUUCUAACUAGA
This is a messenger RNA of Myotis lucifugus (little brown bat), 1197 nucleotides long. It is a transcript of the gene SRSF7, whose product is annotated as serine and arginine rich splicing factor 7. Bases 237 to 953 code for a protein of 238 amino acids. The record is from RefSeq and is a predicted model, not a curated record. NCBI's taxonomy places the organism in Eukaryota, Metazoa, Chordata, Mammalia, Chiroptera, Vespertilionidae. Gene Ontology annotation, biological process: mRNA splicing, via spliceosome. The transcript has 8 exons. Gene Ontology annotation, cellular component: nuclear speck. Gene Ontology annotation, molecular function: zinc ion binding; RNA binding.